Closterium sp. Yama58-4 is the source of this 2442-nucleotide messenger RNA. Lineage: Eukaryota; Viridiplantae; Streptophyta; Zygnematophyceae; Desmidiales; Closteriaceae. The record is from the annotation of a GenBank genome assembly.
AUGGCGUUGGAGAGCGAUCGCAGCAACAAGCGACAGAGAGUCACCUCAGAGAGCCGCGGACCCACAUUCCGCAAGGAUGAAGCGGCAUUCGAGGUUGGCUCCAGCUGGCGUGUGCUGGUGCUGCGGCUGGGGGAGCGGUGCAUGGAGUUCGAUGGGCGCAUGGACCCCAUCGAACAGAUGGUGUCGUUGCUAAAUGUGGACUAUGAGGAGUUUGGGGCGUCGGUGGUGGAGCAUGUGAUGGCCGGCUUGCAGUCCGCUCCCCUACCACCUGCGUUGCGAGGACCCGCCCUCCAUUUCCCGGCCCUCCUUUCAUGCCUUUCUUCCUCGUGCUGCUCAUCUGCUCUCAACCAGGCUGCCUUUGAAACAGGCGAGUGCAACAAGAUGCGCAUUCUGCUACGCCUGCUUGCCCUGCUGUCCGUGGCAGCAGUAGUGCCAGAGUCCGAGGUGUUGCAAGUUUUGUCUCUUCUGGUCGACACCGCCACCUCGCAUCUCGAUCCGACAGCUGGCGGGAAUCCCAACUGGCAGCCGCGGGCGGACUUCUUUGUCUUUUGUGUGCUUGCCUGCCUCCCCUUCACUGCUCAGGACUGGCAGGAGUCACAUCCGGACGAGCUAGCGAGUCUGCUAGCAGCAGCGCAGGGCUACAUGGAAGCGCGCUCGCCCCUCAUCUUCCCGGCACUCGCAGUCUUCGAGCCUCAGCCCAAUGACACCACGCCGCCACAGGACUAUCUGGAGGAGCUAUGGGAUCGCAUCAAGGCAAUCAAGGAAGAUUCCUGGAAGGCGGAGAGUGUCCCUCGCCCACACGUGGCAGUCAAGGAAAGGCUCUCCUCCUCCAUGCGCCACCCCCUCGGCCUCUUCACUCCGCCGCCGCCCCCCCCCGCUGCCACCCCUCUCGACGCGGAUGCUGACAUGGACGAGGGCGACGGCGAGCACAAGCAGACAAGAGCCGCCGCCCGGCAGCGGUUCGAGGCGCUGCAACAGUUCCCCCCGCCCCGGAUUGGCCGGCUGAAGCUGUUUCCGCCAGCCAAGACAGACGCGACAAUGUCACCCAUCGACCGCUUUGUGGUGCAGGAGUAUCUGCUGGACGUGCUCUUUUACAUGAAUGGCAGUCGCAAGGAGUGCGCAAGCUACCUGGUGGGCCUACCUGUGCCCUUCCGCUACGAAUACGUCAUGGCGGAAACCGUCUUUUCCCAGUUGCUGCUGCUUCCCCGGCCGCCCUUCCGCCCCAUCUACUACACAAUCGUCCUCGUUGACCUCUGCAAGGCACUCCCAGGAGCCUUCCCAGCGGUGCUGGCGGGGGCGGUGAGGGCUCUCUUCUCCCGGGCGGCAAUCAUGGACGUGGAGUGCAGGACACGUGUCAUCCAGUGGUUGGCCCACCACCUGUCCAACUUUGCGUUUGUGUGGCCGUGGGCGGCGUGGGCGGCAGUGGCACGGCAGCCGGAGUGGGCCCCACAGAGAGUGUUUGUGUCUGAGGUGCUGGAGAGGGAGAUUCGGCUCUCCUACUUCGACAAGAUCAGAGAGUCCCUGGGCAGCACAGAGAUGGAGCAGCUACUGCCUCCCAAGCCCGAGCCAGUCUUCAAGUUCAAGCGCAACCGAGCUGCGGGGCCGGGGCGUCUGCUGGCGCCCGCAGAGGGGGAAGGGGAGGGGGACGGGGAGAAGAAAGAGGGGGAGAAGGCGGGGGAGGGAGAGGGGGACCGAGACAUGAAGGACGGGGGCGAGGGGGAGGGCGGGGAAGGGGGAAAAGAAGGGGAGAAAGACGGGGGGAAAGGCGCGGUGCAGCAGUACGGAGAGGGGGUGGAUGCAGCAGCGGUGGAGGUAGCUGAGGAGUUGAUAGUGAUGGUGCGGACGAAGCGGGCGGGUAAGGAGGUGGCGGUGUGGGUGGAGGAGCAGGCGGUGGGCAAGGUGGGCGGGGACAAGGGGAGGGCGCUAGACGUGGUGGCACAGACGCUGCUGGUGCUGGGGUCGAAGAGUAUUACCCACGCGGUGACUGUUUUGGAGAGAUACGGGCUGGCGCUUCAGCUGCUCGCACCUGAUCAGCCCUCACAGGUGCAGCUGCUGCACAGCAUAUGGGCCGUGUGGGCCAAUGCACCGCAGAUGGCAGCAGUGGUGGUGGAUCGCUGCCUCGGCUUCCGCCUCAUCUCACCGCUCGCUCUAUUGGAUUGGUGCUUCCUACCGGCACACUAUGAGCUCUACCACACAUCUGAACGCAUUUGGGAGAUUCUCCGCACCGCUGUAAGCAAGGCCACCAACCGCCUGCGCCACGUCAGCGCUGAGGUGGCGGCGCUCGAGAGGGCGUCGGCUGUGGCAGCAGCGGCUGCCAGCAAGGCGCGCAGCGAAUGGGAGGCUGCCACGUUGGCAGUGGAGGAGGCAGAGGGAGAGGAGGCGAAAACACAGGCUGCAGCCAAAAAUGAAUGGGCCAAGGUGGGUGUGUGUGGGUUGCGGUAA